Messenger RNA from Tachysurus fulvidraco (yellow catfish), 3071 nucleotides. RefSeq names its product heparan-alpha-glucosaminide N-acetyltransferase (gene hgsnat). Bases 53 to 1987 code for a protein of 644 amino acids. The record is from RefSeq and is a predicted model, not a curated record. The transcript is spliced from 18 exons. NCBI's taxonomy places the organism in Eukaryota, Metazoa, Chordata, Actinopteri, Siluriformes, Bagridae.
GACACGUGACACCCACUCCAGUAGGAGGAGGAACCGGAAGUGUUUACUGUGGAUGGGGAAAGAAGGUAAAAAGCAUAACAGUGGGUUAUUAGAGAAGCAGGAGGGAGUCACAGUGGAUGACAUGGGGUCUAAAAGUCAACAUGGACCCGUGAUUGUGGCGCUCAUCGCGGUUAUUUUCGCCGUUUCCGUUUCCGGUAUCCGGUCAGAGCUGGUCUUGUCGCGUCCCAGCCGUAAAAGUCCAGUGCUGAAGAUGGACGAAGCUUUUCUCACCAUCCUGAACGAGAUUCAGAGUGAUGUGAUCCUCUCUGUACUGUCAGGCCUCUGUUACCAGUGUUUUCCCCAGCCAGUGGGGAUUGUACCCUCAGUCUCAGGGCCGGGGAAUGUUUCAGCAGUGAUCUUCACCGUGAGCACACAACAUGCGCUAACGCUUCAGCUAAACAGCACACCGGCUAACAAUGAGCUCUGCAGAGUAAACUAUCACUUUGGGGAGCAGGGGAACUACUCACUGUGGGUGAAGAACCUGAACAACCCCAACAACAUCAACUGCACCAUUGUCACCAUCACAGAACCCAUCAACAGCUCACUGCCCCUGCUCAUUGCGUUGGUGGUGUGUGGAGCAGUGUGCGCGUUGGCUGCAGUGUGGAGCUCAGCGAUGAGGCUGAACUUUGUCAGGAAUCUUGUCCUGCAUUUAGGAAGCAGCAUGGAGGCUGAGAGACUCAUCAACUCUGAUCUUGGCUCUCCCAGCAGGAUUGUGGAAUCUACUGAAUCUAUCACUCCUCCCACCACCGGGAGACGCCUUCGCUCCCUAGACACAUUCAGAGGGUUUGCUCUGGUGAUUAUGGUGUUUGUGAAUUAUGGAGGAGGACGUUACUGGUUUUUUCGACACGAGAGUUGGAACGGACUCACGGUGGCUGAUCUGGUCUUUCCCUGGUUUGUGUUCAUCAUGGGGACGUCUGUGUCUCUGUCCCUCAGCGGGUCUCUGGCUCGGGGACUGAGACGUUCUCGUCUGUUGAUGAGAAUCUUUUGGAGGAGUUUACUGCUCUUCAUCAUUGGAGUCUUCAUCAUCAACCCCAGUUACUGCAAUGGACCUCUCUCCUGGGACACUCUCCGUAUUCCAGGUGUACUACAGCGGCUGGCGUUCACCUACCUUGUGGUGGCCAUGCUGGAUGUUGUGACGUCUCGGAUUCAACUGGGCGGAUCGUCUACUCAUGCCCGGUGGUUUCCUAUUCAUGACCUGCUACUCUGCUGGCCAGCAUGGGUGUGUGUGUUGAUGCUGGAAACACUGUCUCUGUGUGUGACCUUCCUGCUGACAGUACCGACCUGCCCCAGGGGAUAUCUGGGUCCAGGUGGACUUGGAGAUUUUGGACUUUACCCAAAUUGCACCGGAGGAGCUGCAGGUUACAUCGAUCGCUGGCUGCUGGGAGAAAACCACAUUUACCAAACACCAUCAUCUCGAGUUGUUUACCAGACCACAGUCCCAUAUGAUCCUGAGGGUGUUUUAGGAAGCAUUAACUCUAUCCUCAUGGCUUUCCUUGGCCUUCAGGCAGGAAAGAUUCUCCAGCUCUACAGAGAUCACCCCAGACAGAUAAUGACCCGUUUCCUCAUAUGGAGUUUUGUCCUGGGAAUCAUCUCAGCCAUUCUGACUAAAUGCUCCAGAGAUCACGGCUUCAUUCCUGUCAAUAAGAAUCUCUGGUCUCUCUCGUAUGUGACGACGCUCAGCUGCUUUGCCUUCUUGUUGUUGAUGUUGUGUUAUUACACAGUAGAUGUGAGGAGGUGGUGGAGUGGAGCACCCUUCUUCUACCCAGGUAUGAACUCCAUCCUGGUGUAUGUGGGUCAUGAGGUGUUUGAAGGUUACUUCCCAUUCCGCUGGAAAAUGUGGAACAGCCAAUCACAUGCUGAGCAUCUGACGCAGAACCUGUUGGCCACAUGUGUGUGGGUCCUGAUUUCCUACAUCCUCUACAGGAAGAAGAUCUUCUGGAAAAUCUAACGUCCUACAUCACCACCACCUCACAACAGACCUCAAUCCACCCAACCCCCUAACAAUCCACCCCAAUACCCCUCAGUCCACAUGUGUGUGUACAAGAGAAUUUUGAAGACACUACGUAUUAUAACUUACAGUAUUUCAUAUAUCUAAAGAAAACAGUGGCACUCAUUUUAUUUUUAUUCAGGCAAGAAAUAAGGAAAUUUGAGUCUAAUUCAAAAUUUAAAUCAAGAAACGAAGAACAUUGCAUCCGAUUGCUUGCUGUAUUUUAAAUAAUGCUAAUAAAUAGUUAGGUCCUGAGAGAACCUGCAGAACCCGUCAGAGCCACAUUUAGCCCCAGUAGUAAAACAAAACAAAUAAAAGUUUUUAAACUAGAUGCUCUAUCACUUUCUCCUCAGGGGCAGAGAUGGGGCGGGGCUUAAGUGCACUCUGAUCAGCCAAUCAGAAACUUGACUCAGCUUGCACGUUAGCAUUAAUCUAAUUAACUGAUGUACUUAACAUAUUUUAGCCGAAUGUUAUUUAGCUAGUUCAUUUUGUUAAUGUGAAUAUAUUAUAUAGUGUAAUUAAGAUCAGGAUUGAUCAAAGUAUUGCCUUAAGCUCUGCCCUCACUCUUAUUCUCUCUCAUUAAUUAGCACUGUUCUGGAUCGAUUUUUUCUUUCUGCUACAGUUUCCUCAUUAACACCAAACCUUUCUGUGAUAAAGCAGUUGGAACUGAAUGGAUAAUUAAAUAAUAAACAGACGAUAUACAGAUUAAAGAGGUGAGCAGUGGAGCAUCUCAGCCAGCUGUGUAAAUAAUUUGAGGUUUUAUCUCCUGUUACGCUGUAAAACUGUUUACUCAGCACUUUUAUUGUUCCAGACACUAAAAUAUUAUUUAUUGUCAAAUUGCCUACAGCUUAAAGAGUUUAGUAAAAAAUGCCAAUUUAGACCAAAAUCUCAGUAAAUGUUUCAGGUCUUAAUGAAAGUGUUGGUGUGAAUCCUGGAUUAAUGUACUGUGUUUAUACUUUUACAAAUGGCAACCAGUCUGUUUUUUUGGGGUGGGUUUUAUCUCAUUUUUAUUUGAGUUCUGAAAUAAAAGGUCAUUUUGUGCUGA